Molecule: messenger RNA, 2905 nt
Organism: Passer montanus (Eurasian tree sparrow)
Lineage: Eukaryota; Metazoa; Chordata; Aves; Passeriformes; Passeridae
Gene: CAMK2B
Product: calcium/calmodulin dependent protein kinase II beta
Exons: 21
Coding region: 93-1727 (544 amino acids)
Biological process (GO): protein phosphorylation
Cellular component (GO): neuron projection; cytoplasm
Molecular function (GO): calmodulin binding; calcium/calmodulin-dependent protein kinase activity; ATP binding
Source: RefSeq, a predicted model, not a curated record
GNCGCCUCCCCCCGCCCCCCCGCGCCGGGCGGAGCCGGAGCCGAGCGGAGCCGGUGCCGGGGCGGCUCAUUGCGGCGCGCCGCGGCGGCAGCAUGGCCACCACCGUGCCCUGCACCCGUUUCACCGACGAGUACCAGCUCUACGAGGAGAUCGGCAAGGGAGCUUUCUCGGUCGUCCGGCGCUGCGUCAAGCUCUGCACCGGCCAUGAGUACGCCGCGAAGAUCAUCAACACCAAAAAGCUCUCAGCCAGAGACCACCAGAAGCUGGAGCGCGAGGCGCGGAUCUGCCGGCUGCUCAAGCACUCCAACAUCGUGCGGCUCCACGACAGCAUCUCCGAGGAGGGCUUCCAUUACCUCGUCUUUGACCUGGUGACGGGCGGAGAGCUCUUUGAGGACAUCGUGGCACGGGAGUACUACAGCGAGGCCGACGCCAGCCACUGCAUCCAGCAGAUCCUGGAGGCUGUCCUGCACUGUCACCAGAUGGGGGUGGUCCACAGGGACCUCAAGCCCGAGAACCUGCUCCUGGCCAGCAAGUGCAAAGGGGCAGCAGUGAAGCUGGCAGACUUUGGCCUCGCCAUCGAGGUGCAGGGGGAUCAGCAGGCCUGGUUUGGAUUUGCUGGCACACCUGGCUACCUGUCCCCCGAGGUGCUGCGCAAAGAGGCCUAUGGCAAACCAGUGGACAUCUGGGCGUGUGGGGUCAUCCUGUACAUCCUGCUGGUGGGCUACCCGCCGUUCUGGGACGAGGACCAGCACAAACUCUACCAACAAAUCAAGGCUGGGGCCUACGAUUUCCCUUCGCCCGAGUGGGACACGGUCACGCCCGAAGCCAAAAACCUCAUCAACCAGAUGCUGACCAUCAACCCCGCCAAGCGCAUCACAGCCCACGAGGCCCUCAAGCACCCGUGGGUCUGCCAACGCUCCACCGUGGCCUCCAUGAUGCACAGGCAGGAGACAGUGGAGUGCUUGAAAAAGUUCAACGCCCGGAGGAAGCUCAAGGGUGCCAUCCUCACCACCAUGCUGGCCACCAGGAACUUCUCAGUGGGCAGACAGACCACCGCUCCUCCCACCAUGUCGGCGGCCGCUGCCGGGGCCCCCCUGGGGCUGGUGGAACAAGCAGCUAAGAGCUUACUGAACAAGAAGGCGGACGGCGUGAAGCCCCAGACCAACAGCACCAAAGGCAGUGCCGGCGUCACCAGCCCCAAGGGGACCCUCCCACCCACUGCUCUGGAGCCUCAAAGUACCGUAAUCCAUAACCCCGGGGACGGCGCCAAGCAGGAGUCCUCCGACAGCACCAACACCACCAUUGAGGACGAGGACACCAAAGCCCGCAAGCAGGAGAUCAUCAAGAUCACGGAGCAGCUCAUCGAGGCCGUCAACAACGGCGACUUCGAGGCCUACGCGAAGAUCUGCGACCCGGGGCUCACCUCCUUUGAGCCCGAGGCACUGGGCAACCUGGUGGAGGGGAUGGACUUCCACCGCUUCUAUUUCGAGAACUUGCUCUCCAAGAACAACAAGCCGAUCCACACGACCAUCCUGAACCCGCACGUGCACGUCAUCGGCGAGGACGCGGCGUGCAUCGCCUACAUCCGCCUGACGCAGUACCUGGACGCGCAGGGCCGGCCGCGCACCAGCCAGUCCGAGGAGACGCGCGUGUGGCACCGCCGCGACGGCAAGUGGCAGAACGUGCACUUCCACGGCUCGGGGGCCCCCGUGGCCCCGCUGCAGUGAAGAGCUGGCGGUGGCUGUCCUGGUUCCAGCCCGACGGAGACGGCGAUGGGAGCCGAGCGGCAGCCGGAGCUGCGGCCCCCCCGAAGCACGCGUCCGCAUGCCUGUCCCCCCCCUUUUACCCCAGCCCCUGCUCCCCCUCCCUCCUCCGGUGCCUGUGUUUGCAGAAAACAAAAAGACAAAAAAAAAAAAAAAAAAAAAAAAAGAAAAAAAGGGGGAAAACCCACCCCGAUCCCAAACCCCCACCCACACCCCCAAACCCAACCCAGCCACUCGGCCACAGGCGAGGGCGCUGGGGGGCUCAGCCCCCCCCCUUGGCCCGUCUCUGCUGGGGGGGAAGGGGGGUCCCGGCCCCCCUCCCGGCUGUGCUCGUGGCGUGUUGCUGUCGCUGGUGGUGGAUGUUGUUCUUUGGGCUCCGCUUUGCUCUGUCCUGCCCCAGCCCCUGUACAUAGAGAGAGCUAUUUAUUUUUGAAUUCCCACGGGGGUCCCCAGCAUCGGGGGGCUGCCAGGGGGUGAGCGAGGUGAGGGGGGGGACACACACACACACACACACAGAGACUCUCUCCCCUCCAGCCCUGCCCUGGGAGCGCUGAGCCUGGGCACUGCCAGGCUCACCCUGCAGGGGCAGCCCCAUGUCCCCAGCACCCCCUGCCACAGGUGCCAGCUCGGGGUGCCGGCAGGAUUUGGCAGGGGGGACGUGGGUGCCACGUCAGGGGGCAGCCGGGGGGUGCUGGGGCCGGGGGUGGGGGGCUCAGGACGAUCCAGCCAGCACUGACGCAGCAUCGAAAGCACUUUAGACUAAGAGAAUGGGUCUCUUAGGGGGCACAGGCUGCUCCGCCGGGCACCCCCAGCUCGGGGGGCACCGGCAGCACACCCUGCACCCCCCUCCCACGGCCGGCGCUCGGGGGGACCCGGCCCCCCCAGCCCCCCGACCCCGGGGAGGCUUCGCUCCACUCCAGGCACUCCCCAGGGCAUCCCCACCACGCUGAGGGCUGGUUUUGGCUGGGGGGGAGGGGGGGGGCGGGGGACAUUAAUUAUUUUUUAAUUAUUCCGAUGAUUUCUCUGCAUGCCCUUUGCGCGGGAGCAACCCUCGGGCGCUAACGCUGUAUGUUGAGGAGCUGAGCUGUUCCUGUCCCAUGAAUGCUGGUGGAUCGUUGCCAAAAUUUUUCUCCUUCCUCCCC